Chelonus insularis is the source of this 8782-nucleotide messenger RNA. RefSeq names its product small subunit processome component 20 homolog. The record is from RefSeq and is a predicted model, not a curated record. NCBI's taxonomy places the organism in Eukaryota, Metazoa, Arthropoda, Insecta, Hymenoptera, Braconidae. The transcript has 4 exons. Bases 135 to 8696 code for a protein of 2853 amino acids. Gene Ontology annotation, cellular component: 90S preribosome; nucleolus; small-subunit processome.
CGUGUUUUGUAUGUAGUAUUGUUAUAUAAACUUGUUACUCAAAACAAGUUUAUUUGUGGAAAAUAAUUUAUUUGUUCUAAACCAUAAUUAAUUUAUUAAUUUUGUAAUACAGUGGUAAAUAGUGGAAUAUCAAAAUGAAGAAUAAACCUGUUCGGCAUAAAGAAACAAAUACUUUUAAGUUCAAAAGAUUUGCUGAUCGAAUAUCUGAAAUCGAUGUUGAUGUAUUUCAUCGAGUAGCUCAUAGAAAUGAGGAAAAUGAUGCCGAUGAAGAAUCUUUAGAAUCAAACUUUUACAAAACAUUAACAAAAUGGAACGAUUUAAAUCUCACAGAAGGGUAUACGAGUUUUAAAAACGAAGUGAAACAUGUAAUUACUCUUCCGCAAUUAAUAAACCAUAAAGAGGAAGUAAUUGCAUCAUUGACAAAGUAUCUAGAAAUGAAGAAUGUAGCAUUUCUUCAACCUAUUUUAGAGAUGGUUAUAGCAACGGCAAAAGACCUUCAGAUUGAUUUUUAUGAAUACUUUCCACACUUUCUCACUCUUAUUAUUGAUCUCUUGAACAUGAAAGAUCCUGAAAUUGUUGAGUAUGCCUUUACAACACUGGCUUAUUUAUUCAAGUUUCUCUGGAGAUACUUAGUCAAAAAUAUCGAUAAAACUUUCAAGCUUUUAUUGCCUUUAUUAGUGGAUUCUAAGCCAUCUUACAUCAAUAAUUUUGCUGCAGAAAGCUUUGCUUUUGUUGCUAGAAAAGUGCGAGAUCGAGAAGCAUUUUUGAAGCUCUUAUUUACAAUUUUAGAAGAAACUCCAAAUGGAGUUGUUGGAUGUGGAAAACUUUUAUUUGAAGUAAUUUCUGGUAUAUCUGGACAAUUUCAUUCUUGUGCUGAAUCAAUGCUUAAUCUUUAUUUAGAUGCUUUAAUUAAUGAUUGUAUUGAUCAAAAAUUAGCUUUUGAUGUUUUACAUCAAGUAUUUACAUGUAUUGCAACUCAAAUCAAUUUCAAACACAAUGCAAUUUUUUGGGAGGUAGUUGUGAAAAAAUUGGAUGAUAUUUUAUUGACUGCAGGAAGUAAUGAGAAGAAAAACGAAAUGUUAAUGGCUUUGAUAAAGUUAAUUAUUCCUGUUGUAGAAUACAAAUAUGGAAAAAUACUUCAAAAUCCAUCAGUUCUAAUUUCCAGAAUUAUUAAAGGAAUUUCAAUCUAUGAAACUCAGAGUGAAAAUAUUUUGAUUGAGAUGAUUGAUUUAUCUGCUACAAUAUUGCUUGCAGAAGGUAUCAAAUUGAGUCAAGAGACAUGUAAUGAACUAGUUUCAAAAUUAAUGUCAAUUAGCAACAGAAAAAUGCUUAUUUAUGCAAUAAAAAAAUUAAUUAAUCAUUCAUCUUUUGAAACUCUAGUUCUUCCCAUGACAUUACAAAGAAGUAUACUCAGAGAAGAGCUCACUGAUGAAGAAUUAGACCUCUUUACCGAAAUAAUUACUUCAAAAGUACCUCCAAGUCUCAAUGGAUAUGAAAAAGAUUCUUGGAGAAAAUUAAAUUUAGAUUUACGAACUUUUCCCGUAAAAAUUCGAGGAUUGUUUAAAGAUAAAUUAGAGAAUUGGAAACAUGUUAAUUAUGAAACGAAUCUUAUCAAUGAAGAUUCUUUGAAAGUUGUUGUUAUUUUACCGCACAUUAUUCCAAUAAAUGAGGACUUAAUUAAAGAAUUGAAAAAUAUUUUUGUUUCAGUAUAUGAAACUUUAAUGAAUGAAAAUUGUGAGAGUAACAUUGGCAGAAAAAGUUUUGCAUUUUUACUCAUUCUUCACACUAUGAUUCGUAUAAUGAAUGAAAAAACAUUUGAGGAAUUCUUAGAAGAACAUAGAAUCGAUUUUCUAAAAUUAAUUGAAAGGUAUUAUAACGAUCAAAAUAUUCUAAACAGUCUAGAUCUUUUUUAUACUUAUAUUUCAAAAAGUGAAUAUAACAAAAAAUAUUUAAAUAAAGAAACCUUCGAUAAGUUAAAUGAAAAUUUAGUAAAACAACUUGGAUCACCAUUUUCACGAAUACGAUCGACCGUCUGUCAUCUCUACAGUCUUUUUGCAAAUGUUAAAGAAAUAUUUGUUACAGAAAAAGAAGAAGAUAGUAAUGUAUUAAAACAUUUAUUUAUGGCAGAAAAUGUUGAAGUGACCGUUCAAACUUAUCGGAAUCGAUUAAUUCAUCUAGAAGCAUUAUCGUUUGAAACUCGAGGUGUUACAAAUCUAAAUCCAAAAUAUUAUGAGUGUUCACUUAGAUAUUUAUUAGGGAAUUUAUACAUCAAUUUUUCUCUUCUAUGGAAUCCAGUUAUCAAAGCUAUCGCUUCUUAUGCUGAUGAACAGUGUGCACAAUUUUGGCCAAUUUUAAUGGAGGAAUUAAAACAAGACAAUGAAAAGCUUCAUGCUAAUAAUGUUACUAACAUUUGUGAUAUAUUUGAAUGCAACAGUUUGCAAAAUCUAUCUAAACGAUUGGAGAUAAAUGAUAAACCUGAUUUCGACAACUAUAAAUAUCUUCUUUGGAAAUGUUUGAGUGAAUUUCCAGGAUAUUGUGAAAGUAGAAAUCGUGAUUUUACAGUUUUAUUUAUUGAAUUAAUUGAACGUAAUUAUUUUAAAGCUAAUUCUGAUACUAUUAAAGCUUAUAGUAUUGAAAAAAGGCAAGAAAUAGAUGACACGUUGCUUGAAAAAGCUGAAGAAUCAGAUGAAGAAGAGGAAGAUGAAGAGAGUAAUGAAAAAGAAGAUGAACAAAAAGAAAAAGUAAAUAAAGAAAAGCCAGAUAAAAAUUCGAAGAAUCAAAAAUUGAGAAAAACAGGAAAGCCAAUUUUUAAAAUAUUAUUGGCUCAGUUGAAAUUACUUUCAUUAAUGCAGAAUCCUAGAGUUUUAUAUAAAGAAGCAGAGCUAAAUGAGAUCUACAUGACAUUAUUAACGUUUAAAAGUCCAGAGCUGCAAAAAAGCGUCUUAGAUUGUAUAUUCGCCUACAAACGGAAGAAUUUAUUGCCCUACAAAGAUCAUUUGUAUGGUCUUAUUGAUGAAAAAAAUUUAAGAAAUGAGUUAGCACGCUUUAAAAUAGCUGAUGAUGAAGAAACGGAAGAUACGAUUCAACCAGAGCAUCGAGAAUUUUUGAUGCCAAUUUUAAUGAGAAUAAUUUAUGCCAAAUUAGUAACAAGAGGAUCUGGAAGAGCUGCUGGUGCAGCUGGAGGUCUUGCUAGAAGAAAAAUUAUUUUGCGAUUUUUGAUGGGUGUAAAAGAAGAAGAAAUGAUUCUCUUUGCUAAAAUGGCUUUUAAACCCCUUGAACGGUAUAAUAUUGAUCUUUCUUCUGAUAAUAAAAUAGAGGAUUUAACACAAUUAACAACAUUAAUAUCAGAGAAACUCAGUUUAUCGAAUGUUAUUCCUCCAGCACGAUUGAGAAGUGCAGUAAAUUUAUUAGGAAUUGUUAUUGAAGAAUUUGGAGCAAAAAUGUCCAAUAAUUUAUUACCAAAGCUUCUUGCAAUGCUCAUAUGCGUAUUUGCUGAGAUAAAAAGCAUUUUAGAAAAAUCAGAAAACGUCCUUUUAGGAUUUUUAUCAACAAUUAAAGAACUCAGAACAAGUUGUUUUGGAAUUUUAACGAGAUUUUUUGCACAUUUUGAAACAUAUCCUUGGUCUCCAUCAGAAUUGGAUGCUGUAUUCGAUGUUGCAGUGUUUCCUUGGUUAGAAAAACUUCCUUUUGAAGGUAUUUACAGUCCUACAGCUUUUCUGAAACUUCUUUCAACUUGGUGUCAUAAUUCAAGAUAUUUUUGUCUUCUUGUCAAACAUAAAAAUAACAACAAAAAUUUCUCACCUCUUCCUUUCAUCAUGAAGCUUCUUUUAAAUGAAAAAAUACAUCCAGGAGUGGCCAAUGUUAUUUUAGAAAUGAUUGAAAAGUUAUUAACACUAGCAGAUUAUGAGUCAGUGUCUGAAAAUGCUAUGGAAGUUGAUGAUGCUUUGCCAAAAAUUCCAAUAUAUCCAAGAAAUGUUAUUGAAAUUGAUCCUAAUGCUGUUUUGCCAGGAUCAACACUCAACUAUGGAUCUGCAAUUUUAUUUCCUUAUGUUUCUGAUAUUUUAAAUUACAUAAAACGUAAACUUAAAAGGUUUAAAAUGAAUGUAAAUAAAGUGGAAACUACAGUUCUUUCGAGAAUCUCGGAAUUAAAUUUAGAUUCCGAUUCAUCAAAUAUUUUAUUGUCUUUAUUGUUACCGAUUUUAGUAAAAAAAGCAUCAAGAGGAGAAUCUGAAGAUACAAUAAUAGAUUUGCUGACUACAAUUGCUAAUCUUAUGAAGACUGUAACAAAACCUGAGAUUCAUAUAAGAGCUAUUUUGCCACUGUUAUUAAACAUAUCUUCUGCGCCGCCUAGAAGAUUACUUUUGACGUUGCUUGAGGCAAUCGCAAAUAAUGUUUCAAAUUCAUCAGAAUCACUUUCUAAAGAAAUUAUGAUUAAAAAUAUUAGUGUCUUAAAAAAUUUGAACGCAGUAAAUGAAAAAUGGCUUGAACAUCCAGACUAUGAUAAAAGAAUUGAUGCUUUUAGUGAAAUUAAUGCUAUGAUAUCUGGAGAGGAUGAGAAGAGUCAUAGUUUAAAUGUAGAAUUUGGUGUUGCUGUUUUAUAUAAUUGUUUUUAUUUCCUUUAUAAUGAAAGUGAUUUGGCUAUGAAAGAUUCAUCAGGACAGUGUUUAAAUGCUUUAGGACCAAAAUUGGUUAAAAUCUGUAAAAAUAAUCCUAGUGAUCGAAAAUAUUUAAUUGAUGAUACAAUAUUAAAUUUGAUUAAAGAUGGAAUGAAAAACAGAAAUAAUGCUGUUCGAUUUCAAUCUAUUUCUUUUCUGGGUGUCAUGGCCAUGGAAUGUUCAGAUGAUCAUCCAGUUUUUCAAGAUUUACAUUUAUUGACAAAUAAGAAUGAUCCUGAUGGAGAUUUUUUUGAAAAUCUGCUACAUCUACAGUUGCACAAAAAAGUGAGAGCAUUACUAAAAUUUUGCUCAGUUUCAAAGACUUUAAAAAAACCUCCAAAUACCAAAACAUUAACGCAAUUCAUUUUUCCUGUAGCUUCAUUUUAUCUAUGCAAUGAAUCUUUUACUGGGAAAAAUAGUAUUGUUGAUUCUGCCAUAGAAACCGUGGGAACUGUCUGCAGGUUAUUACCCUGGUAUCAUUAUUCACUGAUUUUAAAGAUUUAUUUAAGUAAAUUAAGAACUCAAAGUGAAUUCAGGAAGCAAAUUGUGCGAGUGAUUGUUGCUAUCUUAGAUGCUUUUCAUUACGAUCUAUCAAAACUUAAGACUCUCAAUGAAAGUCUAAUUGGAGAGAAAGAAGAAAUACAAGAUAUUAAAAAUUUAAAUGAACCUAAAAAGAAUCAGAAAGAAGAAGUGCAAGAUUCUGAAAAAUCAACUAAUGUUGAGAUGACAUCGGAACAGGAGAAAGUAGAUUCUACAGACUUAAUUGAACAAAGUACUGAAAAAAAAGAUGAGGUUGAUCAAAAUGACGAAAAAGUUGAUCAUCAAAUAACAAUUACUGCUGAAGAAUUGUUAGAGGAAAAGUUAGCACAAGAAAAUGAAGAUGAAGAAGAAAUUGAAGAAGAAAGUGAAGAAGAAAAUGAAAAAUCAGUUGAUAAAGAACCAGAAUUGGAAGUUGAAGAAUUGAUUAUGGAGAAGCAAACAAUUCUUUCUCCGUCUGAAGCUAAAAAAUUAGUAUUUGAAAUUACUCAUACAUUUUUACCACAGCUUAAUCGUUCAAUUCUUGCACGAACUCAACAUGAAAUGAGUCAUAAAUUAAAUAGAAAACAACAUGGAAUAGAUAAAGAAGAAGAAGAAUUAAUGAGAGUACCAAUAGCUCUCGCUCUUGUUAAAUUACUCCAAAAACUUCCAGAAAAUUUAAUUGAAAGAAAUCUUCCAGGAAUAUUCAUGAAACUUUGUACAUUCUUAAAAUCAAGACUUGACUCAGUAAGACGUGCCACAAGAGAAAUUCUUCAAAAAAUAAUGAUUACUCUAGGUCCUAAUUAUUUACACUAUCUUCUAAGAGAAACGAAUUCUCUAUUGACUAAAGGAUUUCAAAUUCAUGUGUUAGCCUAUACUAUUCAAGCUGUUCUAACUUCAUUAAAACCAUUCUUGACGCCUACUCACAUGAAUGAUAAUCUUCAGAGUAUUCUUCAAGUAUGCAAAGUUGAUCUUUUUGGUCUCAGCGCAGAAGAAAAAGAAGUAACGGCAAUAACAAAAAAUGUAUCUGAAGCAAAAUCAACUAAAAGUUUUGAUAUAUUUCAUAUCCUUAGUCAAUUUAUCAACGAAUCAUGUCUUGUGGAUCUUGUUCAACCUCUCAGCGAUGUUUUAAAUGAAACGCGGAGUCAUAAAACUGUCAGAAAAGUCACGGAGUGUCUAAGACAUACUGUUUUAGGUUUAGCAGACAAUACAUUUAUACCGAGUGACAAAAUGCUUAUUUUUCUUUAUGGAAUUGUUUCGAAAAGUAUUCCUAGUUUCAAUCCAAAUAAAAAGAAAGACAAAGAAAAUGAAAAAUCUUCAAAAUCUCCAAUUGAAAAACCAGAUUGUUACAUUAUUCCUCCAGAGCCUAAAAGCAGAUCUGGUAUUAAAGCAUCUGCUAAAACUACCGGCUCCACAAAUGAUCAUAUUAUGCUGGAAUUUGGUUUGAAACUUUUACAUAUUUUAUUGAAAAGAGAAAAAGUAGCUGGUGAUGCUUUCGAGUCUUAUUUGAAUCCAUUUGUAACAAUUUUAUCUGACUGCUUAACAUCUCAACAUGUGAAAUUGAGUACACUAGCUCUACAGUGUCUUAAUUGGGUUUUAAAAAUGGAUUUAGAAGCUGUUCAUACUAAUAUUAAAGAAAUUUGUUCCUUAAUUUUCAAGAUUUUACACAAAUAUGGUGUUGCUGGUCUUAAAAAAGGUGAUAACUUCGACCUGGUUAUGGCUGCAUUCAAAACAAUGUCAGUUAUUAUUCGAGAUCUUAAAGAUUUCGAAAUGACUUAUGAUGAGGUCAAGGUUCUUGUUUUAUACGCAGAACAGGAUCUUCAUGAUUACGAAAAACAAGCUACAGCAUUCAAUCUAUUGCGAGCAAUUAUUGGAAGACGGUUGAAUGUGUUUCAAAUUCAUCGAGUUAUGAAAAAAGUUGCUGUUCUAAGUAUUACUUCGGAUUCUGAAAAUGUUCGACAACAGUGUAGAGCAGUAUUUUAUCAAUUUUUAAUGGAAUAUCCAUUAGGAGAAAAAUUGGACAAACAUUUAAGAUUUUAUUUAACACAAAUGGAUUAUGAAGUACAAAGUGGAAGACUCAGUGCUUUAGAAAUGCUUCACAGUAUCAUAAUUGGCUUUCCUUCAACUGUUCUUGUAGAUAAAUCUGAGAUACUUUUUAUAAUGAUUAGUGUUAGAUUGGUUAACGACGAUGACCCUACUUGUCGUAAACAUGCUGCUCAAUGUAUUAAACAAAUUAUAACUAGAGUUCCUCAUAACCAACGUUCCAAACUAUUCGAUAUUAUUUUAGCUUGGUUUCAAGACACCAUAAUCAUGCAUCGGCGCCUGGCUGCGCAAUUAUGUGGAAUUUUUGUUACCACUGAGAAAAAUAGUUUUGAAACUAGAUUAGAGUCUGUUCUACCAUUAAUUAUCCAACAGUUCACUAAUGAUGAUGAACAAAAAAAUGACGAUGAACCUGGAAAGUUUGUAAGACGGAAGAAAAGGAAAAGGGAACAUAAAGUUGAAGAAUUUAGUAUUGAAGAUGAAGAAAGAAUAAAAGAUCACCAUGCUUUCCAAGUUCUUCAAUUGACAUUAAAAAUUUCUUCAAACUGUCCCAUAUUUUUAAAAUCAGAUAAAUAUGUUGAUUCUAUCCAGUUCAUUGCUGAACGAUCACAAGAAUAUCUAGCACAUCCUCAUUUGUGGGUUAGACUUGCAGCAGCACAACAAAUAGGAUUCAUUUUAGCAACGAUUAAUGAAGACAAAUUAAUUAAGCUCAUUCAAGCUACGGAGUUAAAAGCGAAUUCGUCAGAAGAUAACAAUAUAGGAGAAGAUGAAGAAAAAGUUAAAGGAUAUAUUUAUUCAAGUCCUUUAAAGACUUUAAAAAGUCUAAGUUUGGAUUUAAUCGCUCAAUUACAACCAGGAAUAGAAGUGGAAGAGUUUUUUGACCAAGUUGUGAAGAAUCUUGUUUUUAUAUCAAGAGUGAUUAAAACAUUAUCUUGGAAUAAAACCAGUUUAAAUGAAAAUAAAAAUGAAUUCCAUUCUGGAAUUUCAAAUUUUUGGAUGAUGAAGUGGCUACGUAAAUGUAUAAAUAUUGAAAUAGUGCAGAACUCUAAAUCAAUCAAUGUGAGAACAGCAGUAUUUAAAUGGAUUGCUGGAGUUGUCGCAACGAUUCCUGUUAAGCCAUUUUUAGAGCCUAUUCUUUUUCAAAUGAUAUCACCGCUUGUCAGAGAAAUGAUGAUUGCAGUGGAACCUAAUCCAUCACUAAAACAGUUAGCCAAAGACGUUGCUAAAAUGAUCAAGAAAAAAAUUGGGGAUGAAGAAUACGUGAGAUUAUUGAUGAAGGUUCAAGAAAAAAUUGAUACUAAGAAAGCUGAAAGAAGAAAGACUCAAACACAAAGGGUAAUUACAGAUCCAGAGUUUGCAGCCAAGAAGAAAAUAAUUAGACAGCAACGAAAAAGAGAAGCAAAGAAAAGGAAAAAUUCCCAAAUACGUGGAAAAAAGUUUGGCGUGAAAAAGCGAAAAACUGAAGGAGAUUUUGAUCUUAUAUAAGUCUGCGAAUGUUGUUAAUUUAUGUACAUAUUAUUGUAGUUGAUUUGUAAAAAAAAUUAAUUCCAAUAAAAAAGAGUUUAUAUAAA